Molecule: messenger RNA, 2026 nt
Organism: Rhododendron vialii
Lineage: Eukaryota; Viridiplantae; Streptophyta; Magnoliopsida; Ericales; Ericaceae
Product: protein DETOXIFICATION 55
Exons: 2
Coding region: 316-1812 (498 amino acids)
Biological process (GO): xenobiotic detoxification by transmembrane export across the plasma membrane
Cellular component (GO): membrane
Molecular function (GO): antiporter activity; xenobiotic transmembrane transporter activity
Source: RefSeq, a predicted model, not a curated record
CGAUAUUGUUAGAACAAUGGGGUGGUGAGUAGGGGGUGCGGGAACUCAAAAAGAUAACUACUAUAAUUUAUACAUUUUGUUUUUCUAACUUUUGCAGCACUCUACCCUCUGUUUGAUAGUGUGUUAGGACCAGCCCCACCACCUCCCAUCCUUAUAAAGGUCUUUGAUUAUAUUCUGAUACUGGCAGCUCUAAUCUCUACCUAUCUCACACUCUGUGUGAGGGUAAACAAAAGGAUAUCUCUACCAUUAAGCUCUCUGACCCUCUCAACACAAGGAAACAAAGAAAAAGCAACAAUAAGCAAAAGGGAAAAAGAGAUGGCAUCAGAGCACGGCAAAAAGCAUGUAACAAUGGCAGAGGUAGAGGAGGAGUUGAAAAGAAUGGCAGACAUAGGCUUCCCCCUAGUGGCCAUCGGCUUGGUGGGCUAUCUCAAAAACAUGAUUUCAGUCGUGUGCAUGGGAAGGCUAGGAAGCCUUGAGCUAGCUGGUGGUGCCCUAGCUAUCGGCUUCACCAAUAUCACUGGCUACUCAGUUCUAUCAGGUCUUGCUAUGGGUAUGGAGCCACUUUGUAGCCAGGGUUUUGGUUCUAGAAACACAACCUUAGUAUCACUCACUCUUCAAAGAACAAUUAUAUUGUUGCUAUUUGCGUCAUUACCAAUCGGGUUGUUAUGGUUUAACUUAGAGCUUCUCAUGCUUAUGCUCCAUCAAAACCCGGACAUAUCUCAUAUUGCUAGCGUGUACUGCCGCUAUGCCAUCCCAGACCUCAUUGCUAAUAGCCUUCUUCACCCACUACGUAUCUAUUUACGUAGUAAAGGGAAAACGUGGUCAUUGAUGUGGUGCACUUCACUCGCAAUACUUCUCCAUCUUCCUGUAACCAUUUUCUUGGCCUUCAUUCUUCGCCUUGGGGUCCCAGGGAUUGCAGUUUCAACCUUUGUCACCAACUUUAAUACGUUGUUCUUCCUUCUAGGCUACAUAAUCUACACUCAUACAACGAAGGAGCCUAUCUAUGAACCACUAAUACCACCAAUCAUGCCGCUUCCUUCUACGACUUCACUAGGAGAAGAGUGGGGAAUGCUACUUCGACUUUCUAUACCAAGUUGUCUAGCUGUUUGUUUGGAAUGGUGGUGGUAUGAGUUCAUGACACUUCUAGCAGGUUACCUUGACAAACCUCAGGUUGCACUUGCAACGUCGGCUAUAGUAAUACAAACCACUUCACUUAUGUAUACACUACCUUCUGCACUUAGUCAAUCGGUGUCAACCAGAGUAGGCAAUGAGCUUGGAGCAGGCCGGCCAGGUAAGGCAAGUUUGGCAACAAUGGUAGCUACAGGACUGGCCAUUUUAGCCUCUACGUUGGGUUUGUUAUGGACCACCUUAGGUCGAGAAGCAUGGGGUAGAUUUUUUACAAAGGAUAAUGAGGUUCUAGAGUUGACAAUGGCCGUGCUACCUAUAAUUGGGCUUUGCGAGCUUGCAAACUGUCCACAAACCACAUGUUGUGGGGUUCUCCGUGGAAGUGCAAAGCCAAGUGUCGGAGCAUGCAUAAACUUUUACUCAUUUUACUUGGUGGGUAUGCCAGUGGCCAUUGUUUUGGCCUUUGUCUGGAGACUUGGGUUUUUGGGACUUUGUUACGGGCUUUUAGCAGCUCAGGUGGCGUGUCUAAUUUCAAUGUUCACAGUGAUAUACAAAACGGACUGGGGAAAGGAAUCUUUAAAGGCUAAAGACUUAGUGGGAGGGUGCUGUACACUAACACAUUCUGAUCAGACAAGGAAAUUCGAGAAUGGAGUCGGAUCACUCAAGGAGGUAGCAUUUGGAAAGUGAAUGGAGUUUAAGGAAGUAACUUGCCCAAUAACACCACAUAAACAGGAUAGCUGCAGAAUCUCACAUUCAUGUUCCAAAUCGUGCUAUAUGUGUUUUGUAUCUUUUACUUCUUAUUUUUUUGAAAUUUUCAGUCCUUAUUCCAAAUGUUUUAAUCCAUGCAAAGUUUACUAGAGAAAUUUACCUCCAGCAAUAGAGAUGAGACAAAUUCACCAUA